CUCCAUGGCGGCCGAGCCUCCUCUGCCUCCCGCGGCCGGCAACAGCCUCUCGGCCGCCUUCGUCACCUGCCCCAACGAGACGGUGGCCAAGGACCUCGCCAGGGCCCUGGUGGAGCAGCGGCUGGCGGCCUGCGUGAACGUCCUGCCCGGCGUCACCUCCAUCUACCGGUGGAAGGGCGCCGUCGAGGAAGACGCGGAGGUGCUGCUGAUGAUCAAAACACGCAGCUCCCGGGUCUCGGCGCUGGCAGAGUAUGUCCGAUCUGUGCACCCCUACGAAGUGGCCGAGGUGAUCGCCCUCCCCAUCCAGCAGGGAAACCCCCCGUACUUGCGGUGGGUGGAAGAGACCGUGCCCCCCGAAUGAGGGGGGGCCCUUGAGCAGCCUGUGUCCCCAAUAAAGCCCCACCCAGGCCUGAGGGGGAGGCCCAGGCCACGAGG
Molecule: messenger RNA, 435 nt
Organism: Protobothrops mucrosquamatus (brown spotted pit viper)
Lineage: Eukaryota; Metazoa; Chordata; Lepidosauria; Squamata; Viperidae
Gene: CUTA
Product: cutA divalent cation tolerance homolog
Exons: 5
Coding region: 5-361 (118 amino acids)
Biological process (GO): response to metal ion
Molecular function (GO): copper ion binding
Source: RefSeq, a predicted model, not a curated record